Molecule: messenger RNA, 2205 nt
Organism: Neocloeon triangulifer
Lineage: Eukaryota; Metazoa; Arthropoda; Insecta; Ephemeroptera; Baetidae
Gene: Atf-2
Product: cyclic AMP-dependent transcription factor ATF-2
Exons: 9
Coding region: 172-1635 (487 amino acids)
Biological process (GO): regulation of transcription by RNA polymerase II
Molecular function (GO): DNA-binding transcription factor activity, RNA polymerase II-specific; cAMP response element binding
Source: RefSeq, a predicted model, not a curated record
GUAACAUUGGUAGAUUGGUAACCUUUUGGAAACUGCACAAGUCUGAAAUUUCAUAACAAAGCUGAAGGUGUUCGGAAACAAUUCCGUGGCUGCAGGUUUGAGCACCUCGACUCUGAAAAUGCCGAGAACAAGAUUUCUGCCAAGGGCGUGUGGAAUGUCGUAGAAAGCAAGAUGUGCGACCCGGAAAAGCCCUUUGUCUGCACUGAGCAGGGCUGUGGGAUGAGCUUUACCAACGAAGAUCAUCUUACAGUCCACAAGAAGAAGCACGACAUGUGCCUGUCAAUUGCAGGCAAAAACAGCUUCAUCGCUGACCAGACACCUACGCCUACACGGUUCAUUAGAUACGGGGAAGAGGUCGGUCUGUUUCAAGACCUACAGAAUGUUAACCCUUUUGAGGAGCAGUUCAAAAAGGCGGCCGAGGCGGUCAAAAUGGGAGAAGCACCGUUGCAGCCAGAGCCGAUGGCAGGUCCAAUCGACGACGCGCUCCAUACUCCUCAGGUGUUCCCAAUUCGCCACAUCGAUAUUAUGUCGACUCCGGAAAAAGAGCUCGAAACGAGUCACAGAGAAAUAGAAAUGCUGCCUAAAUCUACCAUCCUAUUGGAGUCGGAGGUGCAGAAAUCUGCAGAGCCUUUGGUCGAGCCGGCUCCUGCUCAUAUGGUUCUCGAGGAAACCCCUGCGACAGUGGAUUCUAAAAAGUAUCUGCCCAUAAUCCAGCUGCCAAACGGCAGGUUUGUAACAAUGAACGGAGAGCCCGUUGAACCCACGACAAUGCCCACUGUGGUCAUCCAAUGCAGCUACACCACUACACCAGUCGAUCAGGCUGGAGCUAUGGUAGCUGAAAACUUAGUACCUGUCUCUGCGAACCACAUUCUGGCUGAGCCAGUUGCCGGUCCGUCGAAUAUCCACAUUUUGCCCAAGCCUGUCGCCCCUGCACCACCACCUAAACUCUCUUUGGCUAAGGAAAAAUUGAAAGAAAAAGUGAGUCGGAAACGAGUAGCUGUACCUUCUAUUGUUUUGAAUGAUGAAUCUAAUUCACAACCAUCAAAACCAGUUAAAAUGAACAAAUCUCAGAUCUCAAAGAAAAAUGUAGACGACAAAGCGUCAAAAAAACUGGAGAGAAAUAGAGCUGCUGCUGCAAGAUUUCGAAAGAAGAAAAAACACUUGGAGGGCGCUUUGCUGCACAGGGUGCAAGAGCUGGAGGACAAAGUUAAGGACCUGCAGAACGAGAACAGACGCAUUACAAACCAAAUGAUGUUCUACAGAGCAGAAGCUGCAAACGCCAAAGAUCUCUUACUCGCCCACAGAGAUUGCUCUGUCACUAGGCAGCUGAGCAGAACUGAAGUCAUUGCUGUUGUUGAUUCGUCCACCCAAAUGCAAGAGGUGGUCACCACACCUGCACAAGAAUUGGUCCACGUCGAUUCAACAGCAGAGUUGUUUGAUGUACGGCAUGUUGAAAAUAAACCACCUGAAACACCCAUAUCCGUUCGACGAAUGUCUUCCAGCAAGGCACCUAACCUUGCUCCUCUUAUGAUCAUCAGGCCCAGCAGUGUUGAAGGCAAUGACAGAGGAGUUCUAAGAUUCACUUCUGGCGAUUCUGUAAUUGUGGAAAAUGUUCAACGCGCAAUUACGGAUUAAAUGCUCUGUAUUUUUAAAUGCUGAAGUGAGAGAUUUUGAGUCAAUAUUCAUCUCACUCGAUGCUGUGUUUUGCAUUUUAUGUUGGGAUUUAUUUAAUAUUUUCUGUCACGAUGUACUUCUUGAUAGUCAAGCUCUUCACCCUGAUAGGUGCCUUUAAAAGUGCUAAUGUGUAAACUCUAUUAGAAUUGAUAUUCUAACUUCCCAUUUAAAUAUUUGACUCGUAAAAUCCUGCAAGGUUGAAUUUAACAAAUUAGUCUGCUAGGUCCUAUUUUUUGACCCCUUCUCCUUCACACUGUCAGAAAAAUGUUUUUGCUUCUUUUUACAAGUAAGAAAUAAUUGGCCGAAACCGGCUGAUUUAACCCAUACAGUGUUUUUGUUUGAUACUUUUAUAUAUUUGCUUCCAACUGUAUUAAUUUAUCGUUUGUAUGCAUUAAUUUGAUUCAAUAAGAUGAUCAGAAACAAAACAAAUCGUAUGUACAAAUUUUAUUAAAAAAUAAUUACCUUUUUUGACAAUGCAGGUCUUUGCACAAAAUACAACCAAAUAUUAACCAAAAAUUUUCAUCUGAAAAU